AUGAUUAAGAUAACAAGCCCACUGUUAAAUUAUAGAUUCAAGAUGCUAAGAGUUUAAUGUAAACCUUAUGAUAACGUUGAACUAAUCAGAGAUCAAAUUAUGGAUCUUAUGAAUGAAUAUCUUUAAGAGAGUGAUGGGUAAGAGUGCUUAUUUAUUAAUCAAGAAAACUAUAUCAAUGUUAAGGUCAUUUCAAAUAAUCAGAUUGCUUUGUAUUUUGUAACAGGAACAGAAAUGGACGAUACGAAUUGGGAAUAAUAAAUUAGUAGAGGUCCAUUAUAAAAAUUUACUAUUUUAUCAAAUUCCAUAGAAAUUAGACCUUCACGAUUUUGA
This is a messenger RNA of Paramecium tetraurelia, 330 nucleotides long. RefSeq lists its product as uncharacterized. The record is from RefSeq and is a predicted model, not a curated record. The transcript has a single exon. Lineage: Eukaryota; Ciliophora; Oligohymenophorea; Peniculida; Parameciidae.